Messenger RNA from Bactrocera neohumeralis, 1729 nucleotides. RefSeq names its product general transcription factor IIH subunit 4 (gene mrn). Gene Ontology annotation, biological process: nucleotide-excision repair. Gene Ontology annotation, molecular function: double-stranded DNA binding; ATPase activator activity. Gene Ontology annotation, cellular component: transcription factor TFIIH core complex; transcription factor TFIIH holo complex. The record is from RefSeq and is a predicted model, not a curated record. The coding region runs from base 129 to 1604 and encodes 491 amino acids. NCBI's taxonomy places the organism in Eukaryota, Metazoa, Arthropoda, Insecta, Diptera, Tephritidae. The transcript has 2 exons.
AAAGGAAGAAGCUUGCAUUAAUUUUUCCACUGUUUUAUAUCAAAAGUUGUUAUUGGGCACAAAAUACAAGUUAACCGGCUAAAAUUUUGCUUCCUUCUUGGUAAAUAAAAAAUAAAAAUUUUAUCAAAAUGUCGGAUGCAAAAGCUGGACGAUCUGGUCCCACCACAUCCACUUAUGCACUUAUACCAAAGCCGGCCAAUUUACAGUGUAUGGAUUUGCAGGAAUAUUUGCGCACGAGAACGGCAGAAACAUUGGAGAAACUGUAUAAUUAUCCUACAAUUUGUUUAGCCGUAUACAGGGAACUUCCAGAAAUCGCACGACAAUUUGUAAUACGUAUACUUUUUGUGGAACAGCCAGUGCCGCAGGCCGUGGUCGCAUCUUGGGGUUCACAGCAUUACGCAAAGGAGCAAGCCGCAUCUACAGCAUGUCUUACAGAACUCAACGUUUGGCGAGUAACUGCAAUACCUGGUGGAUUAUCAGCUUGGGAACUUUGUCCGACUUUCAAAAAGAAUUUGAAAAUAGCUUUGCUGGGUGGGGGUAAACCAUGGUCGAUGUCCCAUACCCUGGAGAAAGACUCAAAACCACGUGAUAUAGCCUUUCUAGACACUUACGCCAUGGCACGUUGGCGUUGUGUCCUUCAUUAUAUGGUAGGCACAGGCAGUUCAAACAAGGCACAAGACAGUGAAGGUAUUAGUCCGGAUGCAGUACGCAUACUCCUACAUGCUAAUCUCAUGAAACGCGAUGAACGUGAUGGCAUUACUAUUACACGCCAAGGAUUUCAAUUUUUGCUACUUGACACACAAUCACAGGUAUGGCACUUUAUGUUGCAAUACCUGGACACCUGCGAAGAACGUGGCCUCUCUUUGCCUGAUUGUCUUUCAAUGUUAUUUCAAUUGAGUUUCUCCACAUUAGGGCGAGACUACAGUUCGGAAGGUAUGAGUCCAAAAAUGCUAACCUUUCUACAACAUCUACGAGAAUUUGGACUUGUAUUUCAACGUAAACGUAAAGAGGGACGUUUCUAUCCAACGCGGCUGGCACUAAACGUGACUAACAAACACGCAGCUGUACCAGCAGUAAUAGCUGAGGAUGACAAAGCGCAGGAGAGUGGUUAUAUUGUGGUAGAAACAAAUUACCGUGUAUAUGCUUACACAGACUCCCCGCUCCAAGUAGCCGUUCUAGGCCUGUUUACCGAACUUCUAUAUCGUUUCCCCAAUUUAGUGGUCGGUGUACUGACACGCGACUCCGUGCGCCAAGCGCUACGCGGCGGUAUCACUGCAGAUCAAAUAGUUAGUUAUUUGGAACAGUAUUCUCAUCCGAACAUGAAAAUAACUGAGUCGGCAAUUAAAUCUAAAUCUCCACUACCACCAACCGUUGUGGACCAAAUUAAAUUAUGGGAACUUGAACGUAAUCGUUUCACCUAUACUGAAGGUGUGGUUUAUAACCAAUUUUUAUCACAAGCUGACUUUGUAACGCUGCGUGACUAUGCGCAAUCCAUUAAUGUGCUGGUACACAUGAAUGAGCGUACACGCACAAUGGUUGUCACCAAAAAUGGACACGAUGAUGUAAAACGCUUCUGGAAACGAUAUUCAAAGAGUGGCGGAUAAUUUUUGCUAAGUUAAGUAAAUAACAUCUCCUACGAUUACGUAUUUUGAAAGAGCUUGCAAAGUUUUUAUAAGUAUAGUAAAUAAUGUUUAAUAAAAAUACGUACAUGAGUGCUUAAUAUUACAAA